This is a messenger RNA of Diprion similis, 2691 nucleotides long. RefSeq names its product protein spaetzle 3 (gene spz3). NCBI's taxonomy places the organism in Eukaryota, Metazoa, Arthropoda, Insecta, Hymenoptera, Diprionidae. Gene Ontology annotation, biological process: innate immune response; central nervous system formation; regulation of Toll signaling pathway. The transcript has 6 exons. The coding region runs from base 631 to 2028 and encodes 465 amino acids. Gene Ontology annotation, cellular component: extracellular region. The record is from RefSeq and is a predicted model, not a curated record. Gene Ontology annotation, molecular function: growth factor activity; Toll binding.
UACUGUCCUGGGAUAGAAUUCGAAAUUGUCAUGACGUGUCGCCGAUACGAGAGCACCCAAAAACGGUGCAGGCGAUCCGAUUGACACGCGAUCGAUCAGCCGUCGUUGUCAGCCAUGAGAGCCAAGGGCGGGCGAAAGAGUUCGAUCAAAUUUCACGUGAUAAACUGUCGUCAUCUCGCGGCAGCGGCGACAAAGUGAACUGUAUCUUCAUUGUGGACACCCAAGGUGUCGCGAUGGUCUGAGACCUUCGCUUGUUGGUGAGAGUAGAUCGAAGAAGAACGGAAGGCCCUACCGCCCCGCGGACAGCCCGCGAUUUCGGCUUAUAAGCGAUUAAGGCCCAAGAACUAGUGACGCAAUUCUACCUAAAUUGCGUAACAAUAGUUUGAAUAGUGUUCGCAUGUACACCUAUAUACAUAUAUGGUAAAUAAAAAGCGACCGACAUACGUUUCGAAUACAAAUCAAUCCCAUUCAUAAGACACAGACGUAGAUCGUAUGUCAGACUUGCACUUUAACUGAACGAAGCAGACGCGGAUUUUUACCCGAUAUAAGACUUGCCAAGAUUUCGUCGACUACGUGGUUCGAGUCGCGUGCACGUUAUAUUCGUGAAAUCUCUAGUCCAAAACGCUAACCAUGGCCCUGGUUAACUUCACGCUACCUUAUCAGACGGCGACUCCGUCGCCGUUUCUGCUUCCUGGGGCUCCGGGACAUUCGACGGUGAACAAUUUACGCUACAACGCCGUUCCGCCGCCGCCGCCAGCCCCGAGCUACAACGACGAAGACCCUUAUCACAACGAACCCUACGUUCCACCCGCCGAGUAUCGGCACACCCCCAGUCUCACCACCCAGCAGCAUCAGAGCACUUAUGCUCGAGUCACUCAUGAAACUCACUACGCAAAUUACAACCAAGACUUCAGAAGGACACAGACACGGCCGUCCCAGCAGACGAGGCCUCCACCGACUAUCCCACCGACGAGCAAUGUCCUAACACAGGCACCUCUGCAACAGCAACCCCGCGGACUACAUGAGACUAAACAGUCACAGGCACCCUCGCCGGCUGACAACUAUCCCGAAAGACCCAACGGGUAUACCAGAGUUAACAGCGAAGCAUACAGCGGUCCUGGCGCCAAGACAUCCGUUCACGCUGUGCUCGAUUACGACGAUGACUUCGACGACUACUACGACGAGGAGGAGCAAGAAAUGCCGAGUAACACCCACGUCACGCCGAUCCAGGGACCAAUAUUUUUAAAAAACGGCUCAGUCCCCGUUGUCCCGCUCUACUCUUACCCGCAAUUGAACAACGGAACCUUCGUCCAAAUACCGAUCCUCUGGACUGCUCUGUCCGUGGCACUAGGAGUUGAACUGCGGGGUGAUUUGGUCCGAGGGUCACCAUGCAUCAAGAGAUAUCAUCAACUAUUCUGUCCAACAGCCGGUAACACUUAUCCCAUUGACCGGAUAGAACGUUUCAUUGACGAGAACAAGGCGUUGAUGAAACGGAUGUACGGGGAUUUCGAGAUGAGCACGCAAUACGGUCCGCCGACGAGAGAACCAGCUGGACAUCGCCGGAAAAGAGCCUCCUCGAAACACGACAUACCGGAUGGCGGACCCAGGCCCGAAGCCGAAGACGAGGAUAACUCCGACGGGGAGUCCUACUUCGCCAAGAUGAGACAUACGCGUCAAUCCUUCGGCAACAAUCAGAACAACGACAGCGGAAGGGUCGACGCUUGCGAAUCAAAGAUAGAGAUAGUGACGCCAUAUUGGGCCAGCAACAGCGCUGGUAAAAUUCGGGCGAUCGUCAACACCCAGCAUUUCGAGCAAGCCAUUCACCAAGAAGUCUGCUCGAUAACAAGGACGAAGAGAUGCAGCGGUGACUGUGGAUGCGAACAAAAGUACAAGUGGCAUCGUCUUCUCGCAUACGAUCCAGACAAUGACUGCAAGGGUAUAUUCAUGGACUGGUUCCUCUUUCCGUCGUGCUGCGUCUGCAGGUGCGAUCCCCUUCCUAAAUUCCCAUCGACAAACUCUCGGAAUUGAUCCGAUUCUCACGCAUAUAUGACGGAGGUCGUUUAGUCGGUUCCCCCGUAGCUCCUGACUUAUUCACUGGCGAUGUUAACCAGUUUUCAACUGCAGUUCAAUGAGAACAUGCGAUCAACGACGUAGUUGUAAUAGAUAUAAGUAAAAUAAAUUCGAUCGUAUUCCUAAUAGAAUAAAAUCCAAGACUGGCAAGUGACCUGUUCUAGUUUGUCUUGGAAGUUAUUUAUCAUUUAUUAGUCGCUCGAAAUAGUUCCAUAUUUAUGUUUUAUCUAAAAAUCUUUAUUGAGCGAAAAUUUAUAGUAGUAUGUAAAUUAUGGAACAGCCUAGAUAGCCAAAUGAAAUUUCACGCUGCGUUGUACAUGUAUAAAAUACCAUUAGCAUUAUAAGAUUUUAUGCAUAAGCCAGUCUUCUUUUUUUUUUCCUUGAAUACGUGCCUAGUGUAGCUCUGACUUUUGAUAACACCAUUUUAUUGUAAGAUUAUUUUAGCUAAUACUUGUAGAAUAUAUCGAUAAUUAGUAGCUGUAUACAAUUAUACAUACUUGUAUGCGUGGAUAUCAUUCUAUGAUUUCAAGGCAUCAGCCAACACCUGCAACAAAAUCUCACGUUCAAUAAUUGUUAACAAUUAUUAUACCAAUACAGAAUCGAAUAAACUAUUAAGACUAC